AGUUACUCCAGCGGAAGGUGUAAUCAAGUGGCAACGGCACGUUCGUAUCUUUUAUUCCGCGCUACUCACGAGCAAUCUGUGUUUCAUCCAAAUCCGAAAAAUGGCCCUAAAUCUAGGUGAUCCGUUUCCCAACUUCACGGCAGACACCACAAUCGGUUCGAUAGAUUUUCAUCAGUGGAUGGGCGAUAGCUGGGCGAUCCUGUUUUCGCACCCGGCCGACUACACGCCGGUCUGCACGACAGAAUUGGCGGCAGUUUCGAAGCUGAUCCCGGAGUUCGCCAAACGGAACAUAAAACCGAUCGCGCUUUCCUGCGACUCGGUCGCUUCGCAUCGAGGAUGGAUCGAGGACAUUAAGGCGUACAGUGGACAACAGCAGGAGUCAUCCGGCGUAGCAGAUGGUGAUACAGAAUUCCCCUUCCCCAUAAUUGACGAUGCAAAACGCGAACUAGCCGUCAAGCUGAACAUGCUCGAUCGGGACGAGAUUGGUGCGGCCGGACUACCGCUGACCUGUCGUGCUGUGUUCGUGAUUGAUCCGAGCAAGAAGCUGCGUCUGCUCAUCCUUUAUCCGGCUACAACGGGACGGAACUUUUGCGAAAUCCUGCGCACCAUCGAUUCCAUGCAAUUGACCGACAAUCGCAAGGUGGCGACACCGGCGGACUGGCGUCAGGGCGAAGCAUGCAUGGUGCUACCAACCGUCAAGGAUGAGCAGCUGGCCGAGCUAUUCCCUGCAGGUGUUACCACCGUUUCACUCCCAUCCGGCAAAGGAUACUUACGGCGUACCGAGUGUCCCCAGUGAGCCCCUAUCGGACGAAGAAGGUAAUCGUUACUUAACACAUCCACACACAUACAAUUCCUUAUCAGUUGAUUGUGAUAAGCACCCCUGAACUGGAAAAGUGAAACAAUGUUUUUUGAGGAUAAAAAAUGGAAUAACAAAACCA
Anopheles darlingi is the source of this 938-nucleotide messenger RNA. It is a transcript of the gene Prx6a, whose product is annotated as peroxiredoxin-6. The transcript has a single exon. Gene Ontology annotation, cellular component: cytosol; mitochondrion. The record is from RefSeq and is a predicted model, not a curated record. Gene Ontology annotation, biological process: cellular oxidant detoxification; cell redox homeostasis. Gene Ontology annotation, molecular function: peroxiredoxin activity. Bases 101 to 796 code for a protein of 231 amino acids. NCBI's taxonomy places the organism in Eukaryota, Metazoa, Arthropoda, Insecta, Diptera, Culicidae.